Onychostruthus taczanowskii (white-rumped snowfinch) is the source of this 1738-nucleotide messenger RNA. Its product is annotated as inositol 1,4,5-trisphosphate receptor-interacting protein-like 1. Gene Ontology annotation, cellular component: membrane. The record is from RefSeq and is a predicted model, not a curated record. The transcript is spliced from 2 exons. Lineage: Eukaryota; Metazoa; Chordata; Aves; Passeriformes; Passeridae.
AUGAAAACAGGCAACACUGACGAUAUGAAUGAAGGUGAGGACAACGUAAAUGGACAGGAGGAAGUAUACACAGAUGUCAACGUGCAGGAAAGCAGUGAUGCCAGUGAACUGAGAAGCAGGGAUUGCACUGGGCAGGAAGAUAGCGGUGAACUUGGGAAUGAAGCUGCCCAUAGUGCCUUUGCUGAAGCUGAGGAAGAAAAUAAGGAAGUUUCAGAAGAAGAUGGCAAUGAUAGAAACAAGGCUGAAGAACAAGGUGAUGUGAAAGUGGAGGAAAACAAGGAGGAGAGAAAAGAAGACAAACAAGGUAAUGUGGCUGCCAGUGAAAAUGAAGACAGUGAUGGUGACAAGCAAGAAAGCAGCAGUGGUGGAAUUGAAGACGAAGACACCGAAGAUGCUGGGAAUGAGGGAGCCAUCCUUUUAGUUGACGGCAUAGAGUGGCCUGUGGAGGACCUGGAGAGAGGCUGCUCAGUGACAGCUGAGCUGAUGGAGAGCUUCACGCGUGUCUUUGUGGACAGCGUGAGCAAUAGCUUCUACCCAGUGCCUCAAGAAGCCAUCGGUGUGGGCAGUGCCUUUGAGGGCUGGAGUCCCCGCGAGUGGGAUGGGGUGUACCGCGUGCUGGUCCCACUGAAUCCCCCGCCAGGGCACGCCUUCCACCUAGAGCUGAACAGCGCAGGGCAGAUGGCAGCAAGGACCUUCAAUGUCCGCGUGGAGCUGGUGUGCACGUGCAAGAGGGAGCAGCUGGGCGAGAAGCUGUUGUGCUUCCUGCACGACUCGCAGGAGGAGCUGUGGCGGAAGCACAAGCGCAGCCUCCUAGAGACACUCUGCACCGGCUCCUACCUGGAUGUGGAGAAGACCUCCCACUGGUUCCACCAGCUGGUGAGAUGUUAGUGGCUCCAUGUGCCUCAUUUAUACUCAUGGCACUUGGUGUUUCAGCCCUGCAGCCGGUCCUGCCAAUUCCAGCUGAGCAAAGGCAAGAAGAGCCUGAUGGUGGAGAUGCUCUUUGGGGUGCGCCAAGGGGACUCCGACAUCUUUGUGGUCAGCCAGCCCACAGAGGCCCAGAAAGGUGCCUCCAUCAACUUUGUGAGCAGUCAGCCUGCCAAGGCCAACAUCAUUGCAAGCACAGCGUGGCCUGAGACGUACGCUGUGGCAGAGGCGAAAUUCUUCCAGCACAUCGCCAGGAAGCUGCCAUGUCACAGCUUGCAUCUGAAAUGCCUGCAGGUCUUCACCUGCAUCCUGAGGGGCACAGGGUUUUCCAGCUCUACCUGGAAGACUGUGGUCAUGCACGUGCUGACCACAGUACCCGUGUCCCAGUGGCGCAGGCGGGAAUUUGAACGGCGGCUGUGGGAUGUCAUGGCGUACCUGCACCGCUGCCUGCAGUUGAAACGCCUGGAGCACUUUGUGCAAGGCAGUGAGAGGCUUCCUGCAGAGAUCAGCUUGCCGCCGGCAACGCGAGGGGUUGAGCCGCUCAACCUCUUCGAGCACCUGGCUCUUGAUCCGGCCACCCACAGGGAGGCGAUGCAAGCUUAUGGCCAGCUGCGAUAUCGCCUCUGGAUGAUGCUCUCCAGCCACUGAGAGGAGUUCCCUGCACAGAGCUGUGCUGGAGGCAUCACACCCGAUGGCAGCCACGUGAACUCUGCACAAUUGUUGCAUUUGUCACUGGCAAUCCCGAAGCUGCUUUCCUGCUCCUGCGGAAGGAAGAUGCUGCAGCACGUGGAUUCACUGUGCAGACGCGUCUCGG